This is a messenger RNA of Linnemannia hyalina, 2628 nucleotides long. The record is from the annotation of a GenBank genome assembly. NCBI's taxonomy places the organism in Eukaryota, Fungi, Mortierellomycota, Mortierellomycetes, Mortierellales, Mortierellaceae.
AUGAAAAUUACCGCAAUCCUCUCUGCCCUCACUGCGGCUACCUUGGUCUCCGCCGGCAAGUUCCACUUAUCCACUACUGGCCAAGGUCAAUCCGACACCCUCCCAAACGCCUACAUCAUCGAGUACCACGACAACGUUUCCCGGUCCAACGCCCACGCCAACCUCAAGAAACAUGCCAUCGACUACAAGGUCCGCAGCGAGUACGGCAUCUUCAACGGUGCCGCCAUCUCUGUCAAAUCCAAUCACGGCGGCGCCGCCCUUGCUGCCGUACCCGGCGUCAAGAAUGUCUGGCCUAUUCACCUCUACUCUCACCCUGACGUCAAGCCUGCCAAGCAUAAUGGUACCUCGACUGAGUCAAUGAAUGUCCAUCAUAUGACUGGUGUUGACGCUGUCCACAAGAAGCUCAAGUUGACCGGCAAAGGCGUCAAGGUCGGAAUUAUUGACACCGGUAUCGACUACAAGCAUCCUGCCUUUGCUACUCCCGGUGCUACUGAAGGAUGUUUUGCUCGCUAUGGCAAGAACUGUCGUGUCAAGUAUGGCUGGGACUUUGUUGGUGAUGCCUACACGUCUCUCAACACCCCUGUUCCAGAUGCCGACCCUAUGGACUGCAAUGGACAUGGUACCCAUGUUGCUGGUAUUGUUGGUGGAAAUGAGAUGAACAUCAAGACGAGUCCCAAGCCUAUUAUUCCUUGGAUUGGUGUUGCCCCUGAGGUGACCUUUGGUGCCUAUCGUAUCUUUGGAUGUGAGGGCAGGACUGGUACUGACAUCAUCCUCGCUGCUAUGGAGAUGGCCUUCAAUGACGGCAUGGAUAUAAUCAAUAUGUCGCUGUAUGGUGGGCCAGCCUUCAAAAACAACCCCAUGGCCAUCCUAGGCGUGAAACUGAUCGCCCACGGUAUGAACAUUGCCGGCUGCGCUGGUAACGACGGUGCCCAAGGAGUCUCUAUGGUCGCCGAUACCGCCCUGGGUGAUUCUGCUACCUCAGUCGCUUCCUUCGACAACGCCUACGGCUCCCACUUCACCGUCUCAUAUGCCGGCGGCAAAUACCCCUACAACCCCUCCGUGGCCUGGGGCAACUCCAGAAUCAUCGAUCUACCUGCCACGGCCGUGAUAUUCCCUCUCUUCGACAAGGCCGGUGUCCUCCAGGAUGGAUGUGAUGUAGCUGCCUACACAGGUUUUGAUGUCAAGGGCAAGGUUGUCCUACUCUUUGGUGACUUGACUCGUUGCGGUUCAAUCGGUCGUGGUGACAUUGCCAAGGGCCUCGGUGUCGCCGGUGUCCUCGCCGUCAGCACUCCCUUUGGCAUGACCCUCCUUUCUGGUGUUGCCGAUCUGCCUAUGGCGUCACUCGAGGCCCGCGGUGGUGAAGCCAUCAUUGCUGCCUAUAAGAAGAACCCCAAGAAUGUUCUCAACUGGUCCAAAACCGUUUCCACGGUCAUGGUCGAGGGUGGUGGUGCUCCCGCUGACAUGUCUUCCUACGGUAUCGAUGGCGACCUCCGCUCCAAACCCGAUAUUGGAGGGCCCGGCGGGAACAUCUACUCUGCCUACCCUCGCGCCAAGGGUUCGUAUGCGCUGUUGUCCGGUACCUCAAUGGCUACUCCUUACUAUGCGGGUGCCCAGGCCUUGUACUACCAGCUGACAAAGUCUAAGCCCUCGGGUCUCGACGUCCGCCGCGUCUUCAAAAACACAGCCACGAUCUCCAAGAACUGGGGUUCCAAAACCUAUGCCUCUGCAGCCAAGCAAGGGGCUGGUCUGAUCAACGUCUGGAACGCCCUGACCACCUCUGCCCAUGUUUCUCCUGACCAUAUCGACCUGUUGGACUCUGCCAACCUCCGCAAGACCCAGCAGAUCACCAUCAAGAACGUUGGCAAGAAGACUGAGUCCUAUGCCUUGUCCCACACGCCUGCUGACGCACUGAACUCGUACACCAAGGGCAAUGUCUUCCCUCAUGCUCGACCCGCCAUUGAGGCUGAUUAUGCCUCGGUCUCGUUCUCGGCCAACAAGGUCAAGAUCCCUGCUGGCAAGUCUGUCAAGGUCACUGUCACCUUCACGGAACCCAAGAAUGGUAACGCUGCUCAAUUCCCCCUCUACUCGGGAUAUGUCGUCGCCACCCCUGCCACCGAGGGCUCUCCCUCUGUCCAUGUCCCCUACAUCGGUCUCAAGGGUGAUGUCCGCAAGAUGCCCAUCAUGGACACAGAUCUCGGAUUCCCAUCCUUAGCUGUCACCCAAGCCAAUGGUACCGUGAUCGAGGUCCCCACACCCAACUUUGUCUUCAACUUCAAAACCGCCGCACCCACCAUCAUUGUUCGCUAUGGUUCCCACAGCCCCGACGGCUCCAUUCGAGUCUUUGACGCCAAGACUAAAAAGUUCCUCGGAUAUGUCUUCACCGCUUGGUGGGGUGCCGCUUUUGGCCCCACAGGUCGUAACGCCGACCUGGACGCGAAUGGCAAGCAUGAUGCUCGACAGUACGAUUGGCGUGGAGAGGUCUGGGGGACUGUUAAUGCGACUGCUCCUGUCCAGUUGGGUCCUGGCAGUUAUAAACUCGUGGUUGCGAACCAGAAGAAACUGACCAAGGGCGCUUACCCUGCCGAUUAUGAGGUCUUUGACCUUGGUACUUUUGAAGUCUCUCAUUAG